Messenger RNA from Exaiptasia diaphana, 1103 nucleotides. Its product is annotated as FMN-dependent NADH-azoreductase. Lineage: Eukaryota; Metazoa; Cnidaria; Anthozoa; Actiniaria; Aiptasiidae. Gene Ontology annotation, molecular function: oxidoreductase activity, acting on NAD(P)H, quinone or similar compound as acceptor; FMN binding. The coding region runs from base 14 to 790 and encodes 258 amino acids. The transcript has a single exon. The record is from RefSeq and is a predicted model, not a curated record.
AGUUUCACACAUUAUGCAACUUUUGUACAAGAUGGCGUCCCGGUCAGCGUGGAUCGCCCGGCGUUUCGCGAAAUCUAACCUCCACGGCAAACAAAAGGUUUUAAGAAGUUGUUCAUAUGUACCUGCAUUUCGUGGAGAAGUGAAAUCACAAGGAGAUGUUAGAAAAAACGAGCAUGCUCUCCAGAUUCUCCAUCUGAACUGUUCAGGUUCUGACGACAGAUCUUGGACUGGUAUUGGAUCUGAGACGUUUUUCAAAUCAUACAAAAAAAUUUAUCCACAUCACAAAAUCAAAGAGAUUAAUUUAUGGGACAAAGAUUUACUAAAGUAUAAUCUUUCUCACGUUGCUAGUAAAAUGAGGAUGGUUUCUGGGGAAGAACAAGCAGGCGACAAAGAAAAUCUCACUGCCGUUGAAGAUAUGAUCACAACGCUAUAUUCUGCUGAUAAAUUAGUGAUUUCAAGYCCAAUGUGGAACUACGGUGUCCCGUACGUCUUGAAACAGUACAUUGAUUGCAUUGUUCAACCUGGUUUGACAUUUCAAGAAACCCAAAAUGGCCCCAGGGGACUAGUGACGGGCAGGCCAUUGUUAUUAAUUACAUCAUCAGGUGGAGACUACACCAAGCCUGGCAUGGUUCAUUUGGACUUUCAAGUUCCUUAUCUAAAGGUUAUAUUUGCACUGAUAGGUUUUACCAAUGUGCGCCAUAUUUAUAUCAAGAACACUUCACAUGACAAAAGAGAACAUUUAUUACAACUUAUUUAUAAGUCAGUAUCUCAUGAAGUGAAGCAGUUUUAAAUCAAAUCAUUAUUAUAUCUGCAUUUUUUAUAUUUAGUUUUAUUUUCCUUAUUGUCUAAUAAGAACUACUAGCCAGAAAUGUUAACUUUUGAUGGAUCAAAUGGUGUUCCUGCAAAUGGAGAACCCUUUGCAUCCCAAGCCUGUUUCAGCAAAUCAUGAGUUUUCUGCAAAAACAAAGAAGAGCAUGUACAAUGAAAGAGUUCUUUAACAAACAGAAAUAAGUCAGGUUACAGCAGCAAAUUUUAUAAAGAAAAAUAAAUGGUGAUGUAGAGAUGAAUGGGAAUGAAUAAAAAAAUAAGAUACCUGUUCUUUA